AUGGAUAAAUAUCUUAAUAAAAGACCUCGAGUUUCUAUCGGUUCUUCUAGUGCUACUGUUGAGCAAGAACGACAACAAUUGGGAAAUAAUGUGGUAGUUGAAAAUAAUCCGGACGAGAUUGAAAUUGAUAAAGAGAAAAUUAAAGCCGACCCCGGAUUACGAGACUCUAUAGAUAGUUUUGAUGUGAAUAUUCGGGAUCGUAUUCGUAGAGAAUAUGUUGCCAAAGGUCCUUGCCAACCAAAAAGCCAUGAUUUUCCAAAAAAACAAUAUGGAAAAGAUAAGAGAGGUUUUAGGGAUGUUUGGUAUAAAGAUUAUGUUUGGCUUGAAUAUAGUACGACAGCAGAUGCUGCGUAUUGUUUUUGGUGUUUUCUUUUCAAGCGUGGUUAUUUAGCACCGGGAGAUGAAGCAUUUGUUAGUGGUGGUUUCUCUAAUUGGAAGAAGGCUAAUGAAAGAUUUAGAGCUCAUGUUGGGUCAACGGGUAGUUCACACAACAAAGCUAGAAUUGAAUAUGAAAAUUUUGUAAAUCAAAAGCAGAGUGUGACUUAUAUUGUUAGUAGAGUUAGUUCAAAACAAGAGAAGGAAUAUAGGAUUCGUUUGACUGCAACUCUUGAUGUUAUUCGAUUCCUUUUGAAUCAAGGUUUGGCUUUUAGAGGACAUGAUGAGACAUCAAAUUCUUCAAAUAGGGGCAACUUUCUAGAGCUAUUAUAUUGGUAUAGUUUAAGGAAUGAUGAAGUUGGUCAAGUUGUAUUGAACAAUGCUCCUGGAAAUAAUCAAAUGAUUGCUCCAUCAAUUCAAAAAGAAAUAGUUAAUGCAUGUGCAGUUGAAACUACGCUAGAAAUAAUGAAGGAACUUGGUGAUGAAUUAUUUUCCAUAAUGGUUGAUGAGUCUCGAGAUUGCUCGGUGAAGGAGCAAAUGGCUAUUGUUAUUAGAUAUGUGAACAAAAAUGGAGAGAUAAUAGAAAGAUUUUUAUCCUUAGUUCAUGUUAAAGAGACUUCAUCAAAAUGCUUGAAAAUGGCAAUUGACUUCGUAUUUUCUAAGUUGGGAUUAUCUUUGUCUAGAUUGAGAGGUCAGGGAUAUGACGGGGCUUCAAAUAUGAGGGGUGAAUUUAAUGGAUUGUUUUGCCCAUCAGCUUCAAUUGGUGUGUGUGGCAUCUGUGGAUCUUCGUGCAAAAGGGCAGAUAUACUCCGACAAAAUGAAUAUGAUAGAAUGGUUGAAAUGAUUGAGAAAGGGGAAAUCAGUUCAGUCAAAGUACUUGAAACAGUAUUUGAAGAUGGGGUUGAUCCAGAAAUAAGUGGCAAAUCUAAAGGGUUGCUUCAAAAGAUGGAAAAUUUUGAUUUUGUGUUUCUCAUGAUGUUGAUGAAACGCUUGUUGGAGGACUUGCAAGCAUUUCGAGAAUCUGGAUGGGAUGAUUUCUUGCAAGAAGUGAAAGCAUUUUGCCGGGCAAAUGAAAUUGAUGUUCCUAUCAUGGACGACAUUGUUCCAAGACGUAUUCGCAUGAAGAAUGAUGGAAAAACUAUUACAAACUAUCAUUAUUAUCGUGUUGAAAUUUUUUGUCAGGUUGUUGACUUAAUUAGUCAAGAAAUGAGGAAUCGUUUUUCUGAAUCGAGCACCGACUUACUCGAAUGUAUGGUAUGCCUUGAUCCAAGAAAUCAUUUCUCCAAUUUCAAUGUCGAUAAACUUGUUCAUCUUGCCACUCUUUAUCCGGAAGACUUUUCAUCCAUGGAGCUUAGUUUGUUAACUCAAGAACUUCGAAGUUUCGUGAGUGAUGCAAGAACAGAUACACGUUUCUCAGAUGUUGAAGAUUUAGGAACUCUUUCACAGAAGAUGGUUGAAAUGAUGAAAGAUAAGAUUUUCAAAUUGGUUUAUCGAUUGAUAAAAUUGGUCUUACUUUUACCAGUAGCGACGGCAUCUGUUGAAAGAGUGUUUUCUGCAAUGAAAUUUGUGAAGUCAGAGCUGCGAAAUAAGAUGGGAGAUGACUGGUUAAACGACAGUUUGAUGGUAUAUAGCGAGAAGGAGGUGUUUGCAACUAUUCCCAAUGAAAUGAUUUUGAGUCGUUUUCAGAAAAUGGGUACUCGAAGAAGCCAACUAUCUCGCAUAGCAUAA
Messenger RNA from Salvia splendens (bonfire salvia), 2103 nucleotides. RefSeq names its product zinc finger MYM-type protein 1-like. Bases 1 to 2103 code for a protein of 700 amino acids. Gene Ontology annotation, molecular function: protein dimerization activity. The record is from RefSeq and is a predicted model, not a curated record. The transcript has 5 exons. NCBI's taxonomy places the organism in Eukaryota, Viridiplantae, Streptophyta, Magnoliopsida, Lamiales, Lamiaceae.